GCCGGCCGCCUCCGCGUCCCGUGCGCCCCUCUGUUGAGGCCGGCGCCCCUGCCCUGCGCCGCUGUCCGCGCCCGCCGCCCGCCCGGCGCUCCCGGCGACCGUGACCCUGCCCCGGGCGCGGGGAGGAGCGGGCAUGGCCCGCCGGGGGGCCGCCGCGCUGGCGCUGGCUCUCGCGCUGCUGGCGGUGGCCCUGGCCGGGGCCGCGGCCCAGGGCGCAGCCGUCGAGGACCCCGACUACUACGUGCAAGAGAUUUGGAGCCGGGAGCCUUACUACGCGCGCCUGGAGCCCGAGCCCUUCUCGCCGCCGCUGCCCGCGGGGCCCGGCGAGGAGGAGCGGAAGCUGCGUGCGUCCGAGCCCAGGCCGCCCAAGAAGGCGACCAAGCCCAAGAAAGCUCCCAAGACGGAGAAGUUGGCUCCGGAGACGCCCCCGCCAGGUAAAAAGAGCAACAGAAAAGGCGUGAAAGCCAAGAGCUCUGAGAAGGCUGCCGGUGAUGAUUACAGAGUCCCUGUGGCCCGUGACGCUGUCAGAGAGGGUUGCCCGCCUCUUGGUCUGGAAACCUUAAAAAUCACAGACUUCCAGCUCCACGCGUCCACUUCGAAGCGCUACGGCCUGGGGGCGCAUCGGGGGAGACUCAACAUCCAGGCAGGUAUUAAUGAAAAUGAUUUUUACGACGGGGCGUGGUGCGCGGGAAGGAACGACCUCCAUCAGUGGAUUGAAGUGGAUGCCAGACGUCUGACCAAGUUCACUGGUGUCAUCACUCAAGGGAGGAACUCGCUCUGGCUGAGUGACUGGGUAACGUCCUAUAAGGUCAUGGUGAGCAAUGACAGCCAUACAUGGGUCACUGUUAAGAAUGGAUCUGGAGACAUGAUAUUUGAAGGAAACAGUGAAAAGGAGAUUCCUGUCCUCAACGAGCUGCCCGUCCCCAUGGUGGCACGCUACAUCCGCAUAAACCCACAGUCCUGGUUCGAUAAUGGGAGCAUCUGCAUGAGGAUGGAGAUCCUCGGCUGCCCGUUGCCAGAUCCAAAUAACUAUUAUCACCGACGGAAUGAAAUGACCACCACCGAUGACCUGGAUUUUAAGCACCACAGCUAUAAGGAAAUGCGUCAGUUGAUGAAGGUCGUGAAUGAAAUGUGCUCCAACAUCACCAGGAUUUACAACAUUGGCAAGAGCCACCAGGGCCUGAAGCUGUACGCCGUGGAGAUCUCCGACCACCCUGGGGAGCAUGAAGUUGGUGAGCCCGAGUUCCACUACAUCGCGGGAGCCCAUGGCAACGAGGUGCUGGGCCGGGAGCUGAUGCUUCUGCUGAUGCAGUUUCUGUGCCAGGAGUACUUGGCCCGGAACUCGCGCAUCGUCCGCCUGGUGGAGGAGACCCGGAUCCACAUCAUCCCCUCCCUCAACCCCGACGGCUAUGAGAAGGCCUACGAGGGGGGCUCGGAGCUGGGAGGCUGGUCCCUGGGACGCUGGACCCAUGACGGAAUUGACAUCAACAACAACUUUCCUGACUUAAACACACUGCUCUGGGGGGCAGAGGACCGACAGAACAUCCCACGGAAAGUUCCCAAUCACUAUAUUGCAAUCCCUGAGUGGUUUCUGUCUGAAAAUGCCACGGUGGCAGUGGAGACCAGAGCCGUCAUAGCCUGGAUGGAAAAGAUCCCCUUCGUGCUAGGUGGCAACCUACAGGGUGGGGAGCUGGUGGUGGCCUACCCUUAUGACAUGGCGAAGUCCACGUGGCAGAUGCAGGAGCACACUCCCACGCCUGACGACCACGUGUUCCGCUGGCUGGCCUACGCCUACGCCUCCACUCACCGCCUCAUGACGGAUGCCAGGAGGAGGGUGUGCCACACGGAAGACUUCCAGAAAGAGGAUGGGACUGUCAAUGGGGCUUCCUGGCACACUGUGGCUGGAAGUCUCAACGAUUUCAGCUACCUUCACACAAACUGCUUCGAGCUGUCCAUCUAUGUGGGCUGUGAUAAAUAUCCGCAUGAGAGCGAGCUGCCUGAGGAGUGGGAGAAUAAUCGGGAAUCCUUAAUUGUGUUCAUGGAGCAGGUUCAUCGGGGCAUCAAAGGCCUGGUGAGGGAUUUGCAUGGAAAAGGAAUUCCAAAUGCUGUUAUCUCCGUAGAGGGCGUUAACCAUGACGUCCGAACAGCCAGUGACGGGGAUUACUGGCGCCUUCUGAACCCCGGAGAGUACAUGGUCACGGCCAAGGCAGAAGGUUUCACCUCGUCCACCAAGAACUGCAUAGUCGGCUAUGACAUGGGGGCCACACAGUGCGACUUCACACUCAGCAAAACCAACCUGGCCAGGAUCAGAGAGAUCAUGGAGAAGUUCGGGAAGCAGCCCGUCAGCCUGCCAGCCAGGCGGCUGAAGCUGCGGGGGCGGAAAAGACGACAGCGCGGGUGACCUCCCAACUCUUGAGUCAUGUCCUGGACCCCUGCAAAUUAAACCACCCUGGUUGUAGCUCCAUAGAGGACUCACUCCUCAUUGUUUUCUCUGUAAUUCAAGAAGGCCUGGGAGUAUGUGUACGUUGCAAAGGCUGGUCCUGAGGGGAGGCUUAGGAUAGUUUCUUUGUUCCCAUUUAUCCAAAUAACUUGGGCAGGGCAGCAGAGGAAGGCUGGUGGGAGGAUUCAGCAAGUCAUCCUGGGAGUCUGAGAGAGAGAGAGAGGAGCUUGCCUGUUGAGGGCCUUCUGGCCGUACAGGAAGGGAAACUGGUGCUUUUCCUGUUUGCGUGACAGCAAGAGUUCCCCGUGCAUUUGCAAUUUGCAUGGCUAAAAUGGCAGCAUUCCCAGGGCUCUGCUGUCCCAAAUGUUACCAUUCGAGAUGCUCAUGGGCAUCCUAAGAGAAUCUACCCUCUCUGGCCCCAGGACAUUCCAAGCUGCUGCAGAUAAACCCUGCACUCUGUUGACAAUAGAGACAUUACUAAGUGAGCAUCAGCUUACUGAUGAUGCUCUUGAAUCAGCUUAGUUUCCCUUUCAACAAAGGAUCACGCACAUAAAGGAAGAGAAAGGCUGAAAUAAUUCAAGAGUGAGUGUGGGCAGCAGACAUGCUUUGGGGCUCCUGGCGUGCAGUGGGGUCCACAGAGAACUCCCCCAACUUCCCGCUGCAGUAGCGCUGGGGGCUCCCUGGGUGGGGAGAGCAGGAGGUGCCCACCUCCCUGAGGAACCAGAGCAGUUAGCCUGGCUCUCCUCUUUGACCUGCUAGGACUUGAAAAGAGCUGGAAGAAGGCUGACUGUCAGCCCUCUCUGUUCAAUAUAGUCCUCCUUUCCUGGAAGCAAGCACUCCUAAGCUGGCCGACAUCACUCCGGGAGUUAUAUUUGGUGUGUGAGAUGCCAGACCAUCCAGAUUAGACUGAGUUUGAUGAAAAGCUCUUGGAAUUAUGUGUGAGCAUCCGUGUGAGAGGGGUUAUUGAAUUGCCAUGCAAGAAAACAGUUCUUCUCACUUUGUAUUAAUGUUGCUGCCUCACUGACCUGGGAAGAAUAGAAAAAUAAAGAAAGCAAACGGUGAGCUCCUUC
Lipotes vexillifer (Yangtze River dolphin) is the source of this 3510-nucleotide messenger RNA. It is a transcript of the gene CPXM2, whose product is annotated as carboxypeptidase X, M14 family member 2. Gene Ontology annotation, molecular function: metallocarboxypeptidase activity; zinc ion binding. The coding region runs from base 134 to 2401 and encodes 755 amino acids. The transcript has 14 exons. Gene Ontology annotation, biological process: proteolysis. NCBI's taxonomy places the organism in Eukaryota, Metazoa, Chordata, Mammalia, Artiodactyla, Lipotidae. The record is from RefSeq and is a predicted model, not a curated record.